AUGCUCCCUUACCUCCUUCUCCUGCCCCUCAUCGCCGCUCUUCCGUUCGAACCGCGGCAGGCCAAUGACACCGAAGCGGUGACGCCUGUUUCCAGCCCCCUGCCUCCCAGCGGCAGCCCGUCGCCGCCUGUUUCCAGCCCUCUGCCCCCGAGCGGCUCCCCGUCAAUGCCUGUCUCCAGCCCUCUGCCCCCGAGUGGCUCCCCGUCAAUGCCUGCUGUCAGCCCCCCGCCCACUGGCGAGCCGCCUGCUGCCAGCCCCCCGCCCACUGGCGAGCCGCCUGCUGCCAGACCCCCGCCCACUGGUGAGACGCCGGCUGUAAAGCCUCCGCCGUCUGGCGAGACGCCGGCUAAGACGAAUCUGCCUCCCCCAUCGUCGCCAAGCGCUAAGCCACCGGCGCCGACCUACCCCGCCAAGUUUAAGGCUACUACGCUCCACCCACAUGCGCCAAAUGGGGAUAUCCUCAAGAAGAAGUGUCUUGAUGUGCGCGGAGGCAUGGUUGUCAAUGGCACACCUGUGCAGAUCUACGACUGCAAUGGAACUCCUGCCCAGAAGUGGGACAUUGACCAGGAGACGACGCACGUCCGCCUCUCAGGCACCGACUACUGCCUCGACGCCGGCCUUGGUAAAUGGCGCAACGGCCGCAAGAUGAAGAUCUGGAAGUGCUACGACAACCUGCCGCAGCAAACAUUCUGGUUCACCAACGACGGCUUCAUUGCCCUCAAGGACAAGGGCAAAUGCCUCGACAUGACUGAUGGCGGAACCUGGAACUGGAACCAAGUGCAGAUCUGGAAGUGCACCACCAACAACAUGAACCAGCAGUGGUACCCCGGCGUACUGUUUUAA
Molecule: messenger RNA, 843 nt
Organism: Cutaneotrichosporon cavernicola
Lineage: Eukaryota; Fungi; Basidiomycota; Tremellomycetes; Trichosporonales; Trichosporonaceae
Exons: 4
Coding region: 1-843 (280 amino acids)
Source: RefSeq, a predicted model, not a curated record